Molecule: messenger RNA, 1559 nt
Organism: Prunus mume (Japanese apricot)
Lineage: Eukaryota; Viridiplantae; Streptophyta; Magnoliopsida; Rosales; Rosaceae
Product: Remorin family protein
Source: RefSeq, a predicted model, not a curated record
AAAAGGCCAAAACUACAGCUGUGUCAAAGACAAGGCAUAGUAACUUGGCCUUCAACAUGUUCCUUGCGGAAAAUGAGCAAAGUACACUAAGAAAAGAUCAUCACCAAGUCUACACUCAACAACCAGUUUUUCCACAUGAAGAGAGGUUCUGUUUCUCAUGAUUUGGGUGCAUUUCCAAGCCUAGGAGGGCCAGAUUUUCAUGGCAGUAGAAUUGGAGGCCAAAAGGGUUGGAGCUCUGAGCGUGUGCCGUUGCCUACAAGCAGUGGACAGAGGCAUGCCAUCCUUGGCAGCACUUCUUUGAUGGGGCUGAGCAAUGGUGGGAGGACUGUGCCUUCAAAAUGGGAAGAUGCAGAGAGGUGGAUUUGCAGCCCGGUUCUCGGAUAUGGGUGUGAGAGCAACAAGAAUGAUUCACAUUCUCAUGGUCAUGGUCAGCAGAGGAGGCCUAAGUCCAAGAGUGGUCCAAUUGUGCCUCCCGGAGCUCUAUACUGUUCGAAUUUUUCGCCUGCAAAUCCGGCAUUUGAUGGCUGCGGCAGCGUGAGGAAUUUCGCAAUCGGUUCACCAUUUUCGACAGGAGUUUUGGCAGCUGAUAGUGUCUCUCUUCUAUAUGGUGGCAGUGGAGGAAUGGGAAGAUCAACUAGUGCGCUUGGACUGCUAGAAUUGCAAAAUGAGAAACUUGAUAACACAAAGUGUGAGGAACCAGUGAUUUCCCGAGCUGUUUCACAACGAGAUAUGGGAACCCAAAUAACCCCAAAUGGUUGCCUCCACCACUCGCCAUCACCUCCCAAAAGGAGGUCAUCAUUUGCUCCAUCUUCUCCAACUCUGCUUUCCAUUGUGGAGCAGCAACGCGAACAUUUUGCUAAGUUAGAGGUCAGAGAAGUGCAGGUUGACAAUGGAGCCACCGGCAGUAAGGGGUCAAGAAGGGGUGGCAGCGUCACGAAAAGAUGCCCGGAUGUUUAUGAUUUCGACAAAAUUGCUAUUAAAAAUCAACCUCCAUCUUUCAAUAUUGCAGAGGCAGCUAUGAACAGUUCAAGAAAGCAAAGAGAGGAAGCCAAGAUCACUGCGUGGGAGAACUUGCAGAAGGCAAAAGCUGAAGCAGCACUAAGAAAACUUGAGAUGAAAUUGGAAAAGAAGAGAUCGUCGACAAUGGACAAGAUCAUGAAGAAGGUGAGAAAGGCACAAGUUAAAGCCCACAAGAUGAGAAGCUCAAUAGCAGUUAAAGACGGCCAUCAAGCUCCGAAAACUCCCGGAAAGAUUGUUUCCUUCGGUAAGCUUGUCCGGGGGGGUUCCCUGAGCAGUUGCUUUACCCGUAAUGCUGCCUAAUUCCUUGUGCUCUUCCCAGCUAAUUUAUUCAUUGCACCAGCUGACCCCUUGGAGUUUCUGAUUUGAAAUCUAGCUUAGGAAUUUCUUCCAUGUCAAGUUUUCUUCCUUUUGACCUCAUCCUGUAUGUAUUGUAUAUAGGAACCUCGUGCAUUAACUAAGUAUGAGAACAGUGAGCACCGUAUAUAGAAGAACUUCAAACGCUUCUCUUUGUGCUCUUGAGUUGGCCUUUUACCAUGGCA